Aspergillus wentii DTO 134E9 is the source of this 1830-nucleotide messenger RNA. RefSeq names its product serine hydrolase domain-containing protein. The coding region runs from base 1 to 1830 and encodes 609 amino acids. The record is from RefSeq and is a predicted model, not a curated record. The transcript has 4 exons. Lineage: Eukaryota; Fungi; Ascomycota; Eurotiomycetes; Eurotiales; Aspergillaceae.
AUGCACUUCUACCUUUUAGCAGCCUGUCUUUCCUCUCUAACAACAGCUCAGAUACUCCCUGUCCCUUCACUUGUGCCAAUUCCAUCACACUCCGGCUGUCCUCCUGAUGGACCUUUACUUCCUCGUCCAACAAACCUAGCACAGUCCCAACACGUUCAAGCUGCUGCUGAUUAUCUGACAUCCGCCUUGGAUUCUGCAGUCAAGGGUAAGAUCAAAGCAGGAUGGACCGUGGACAAUGUCUCUUUUUCUCUAGCUAUCGUUUCUCCAUAUGGGGGCAAUGAUUCUGGAAAGCCGAUCUGGGAAUAUCACCAUCGGGGAAGAUUGAAUACCCAAGGAUCACAACAAGUCACUGGAGACUCGCAAUACUUGAUGGGUUCUGUAUCCAAGGUAUUCUCGGAUCUAGUACUGUUAAAAUCUGGUGUCGAUCUCCAAGAUCCAAUUACGAAAUUCUUUCCUCAAUUGCUCUCUGUGGAUUCUUUGAUUCAGUGGAAAGAUAUCACGUUGGAAGCUCUGGCAGACCACCUGGCAGGCAUACCUCCAAACUACGUCUACGAGUUCUAUGAUCUCAAACCAGUUUACGAGAGCCUGGGAUUUCCUCGUCUAAAUAAGUCGGAUUAUCCGAGUUGUGGCGUCGUUGGACUCAAUACUUCUUGUACUAAGCAGAACAUACUUGAUGGUCUCACAUCUUUGACUCCAGUUGUACCGGUGAACUCCCGGCCCGUAUACUCUCAGUUAUCAUUCUUGCUGUUCACCCUGGCCCUCGAGGUUGCAACAGGCAAGAACUAUUCACAACUGCUGGAUGAGACCGUCAUCCAGCCUCUCAAUUUGACCAACACUGGCGAAUCCCCUGGUAAUACCGACCGUGCCGUUGUUCCACCAGGAAUAUCAAACUGGGGUUCAUAUUAUGGACUAAAUGCGCCUGGCGGAGGCUUAUACUCAACAACAAACGACCUAACACAAUUCCUCAACGCUAUCCUAAACCACUCCAUCCUUCCCAUAGAAGCAGAAGUCCAAAAAUGGCUCAAGCCUACCUCCAUGACGAGUUCCCCAACCACUCUAGUCGGUAAACCAUGGGAGAUCCUCCGCACGACCAAUCUCGUCCCUGCACAUCCACAUACUAUUGACAUCUACGGCAAGUCAGGCGGUGCAAUGGGCUACAUGUCUCAAAUAUCCAUCAUUGACCAGUAUGGUGUGGGGUUUAUUGUUCUCACUGCUGGUCCGGCAGAUUCGAUGGAUAUCCUCAACCAAGCCCUAAUAGGAACCUUCAUUCCAGCCAUAGAGGAAGAAACCCGUUCACAAAGUCAACGAUACACAGGAACGUGGUCAACAGAAAACACCGCGUCAAACUCAUCCCCCAUAAUCCUCACAAUCGCCCAAGACAACGGCUCAGGUCUAAUACUCACAAACCUAACCCGCAAUGAAUCAUCCAUCCUAGACGCCAUCCAAAAAAUCUGGCUAUACCAAUACACAGCCACCGGAUUCGGGAUCCUGAAUUCUCAGUUCCGGAUCUACCCAACCGGAAUAUCAAACCCCGUCCCUUCAAAUGAAUCAUCAAUCCUUCUCUCACAGGCUGGUGUAUCAGACACGGAGAAUACAGAACUGGUUCGUCAGGAUUGGCGGAUCAAUCUUGACAUCGUCCCCAUUGACGGGAGGGCGAUGUCUGAUUUACCAGGCCAGGGAAGUUUGAGGGUGUAUUGUGCUUCGUGGCAGUCUGUGGAUUGGAUGUACUAUGGCGGGGAGGCGUUGGAUCGGAUUGUCUUUGUGGUUGAGAAGAGUGGGAGGGUUAUUGGGGUUGAGAUUCCGGGGUUACGGAGUGGACUAUUAACUUGA